Messenger RNA from Chironomus riparius, 1440 nucleotides. The record is from the annotation of a GenBank genome assembly. Lineage: Eukaryota; Metazoa; Arthropoda; Insecta; Diptera; Chironomidae.
UUAACAUUAAAAAUUAUUUCAAUUGUUUUGAUAGCUACUUUGAUAACUUAUUAUAUUGUAAAUUAUUGGAAAACUCAAAGGAUUCGUCAGUUGGCAUCUAAACUCCCAGGACAUAAUGGACUGUCAUUAUUGUCAUCCAUUUAUAUUUUAUUUAUAACAAAACGGAAGGACUAUGUUUCGACUAUAUUAAGCUAUGUCAUGGAAGAUUUUCCAAUGACUAAAAUUUGGUUCCUUAAUAAACUUUUGAUAAUCACAAAGGACGCAGAUUUUAUCCAAAAAGUCUUUAAUUCCCACAAAACUUACGACAAACCAAAAGAAUUUUAUCAAGGAUUUUUGGUUGAAAAAGGCUUAAUUGUCAUGUCUGGUGCUGAACACAAAAGGCAUAGAAAAAUUCUCAACAAAGCGUUUUCAUCAAAAAUGUUGGAACUACUUCCGGAAAUAUUUGAUGAAAAAUCAAAGAAAAUUUUGAAUUUAAUGGAAGAUCGCGUGGAUUGUGCUGAAUUUGAACUGACUGACUACAUUGGUGCUUAUUCUUUUGAGGCAUUUGGAAAGAGCAAUUACAAUUAUGAAGUGGAUUAUUAUCAAAGUGAAAUAUUUCGUGCAUAUGAAGGCUACUGUUCCUUAAUGAUUGACACUUUACCAUUCUUACUGGUUGGAUUUCCUCGGAAAUUCCUGAAUUUAAUGAAAUUGGGAAAAAGUUUGAUUGAAGUUGAGAAGAAAUUUGACCGAUUUUUUGACGAGGUUUGCAACACAAACGAUAAAGCUUUAAAUAGAGUUGUAAACACAGUUGUUGAUCUCCUUUUGGAUCCAAGUAAUAAAUUUGAUGAACAGGAGAUUAAAGAGGAAUUGAUUAUGACUUUGUUGGGGGCUUUUGAGACAACAACAAGAACAAUAUCAACAGCUCUGAUGAUGCUCGGUAUGCACAAGGAUGUCCAACAAAAGGGAGUUAAUGAAAUUGAUGAAAUUUAUAGUCAAGAUGAUAACCAAGAAUUUACAAUCGACUUUCUCCAAAAAUUCACAUACUUAGAACUGAUCUUAAAGGAGACAAUGAGAUUAUUUGCUGUAGCUCCAAUCGUGGCUCGAGAAACAUCUGAAGAAGUCAACAUCAAUGGCUUCUUGCUUCCCAAAAAUUCAACUAUUCUGAUUUCAAUCCAUGCGAUGCACAGAGACAAGAAAUAUUGGGGGAGUGAUGCAGAUAAAUUCAAACCAGAGCGUUUUGAGGAUGGAAUGAGUAAUCCACUUGCUUGGGCACCAUUUACUGGUGGAAGUCGCAUCUGCAUUGGUUAUCGGUAUGCAAUGAUGUCAAUGAAAAUAUUCCUGAUAAACUUUCUACGUAAAUACCAAGUGGAUUGUUCUUCAAAAUUGAAAGAUGUGGAAACUGAAAUGACAUUUACAUUGAACUUUUUGAAUGGAUACCAUGUCAGUAUAACAAGAAAGUAA